AUGAUUUCCCUCACCUUUCUCGCGACUUUGGCUCUCCUGACCAUUGUAGUCUUCUCCCAAGGAACCAAUGACGGCGCCAUCGCACCAAUCACCGAGAACAACCCUUCGCGCGUUACUUUUCAAGGUGUCUUCCAGUCCGGCAAGCCCGUGCAGGGUCAAAUCACCGGGGUGUCCAACGACAACGGCACUGGAGUCAGUUUCUCGGUCAAUUUCUUCAGUUUCCCAGACGUUGGUCUUGGGCCGUUCAAUUACCAUAUCCACGAAUACCCCAUCCCUCCCUCAGGAAACUGCACCGCCGCAGGUGGACACCUCUCGCCAUUCGGUCGCAGCGACACUCCACCAUGCGAUCCAGUAAAUCCUCAGACCUGCCAACCAGGUGAUCUGAGCGGCAAGCAUGGCAACAUCUCUCAACUCGCAUACGCUGGUGCUCCUGAUGGCUCCGAGAACAGCCCUCGGGCCACGAAUACUUUCCAGGCUAUGUACCUGGAAUUAUACCUGAGCACGGACCCCAACAACGCGGCUUUCUUUGGCAAUCGAUCAGUGGUAGUCCAUGCUGCGAAUGGCACAAGACUGAACUGCGCAAAUUUCACGCAGAUGAUGCCGACAGAGACAUUUGGAGGCACUGGAAGCGGGAAUACGACAAGCAGUGGGAGCAGUACAUCUACACAAAGUGCCGCGAGCAAUGGCUCGGCCAGCGUUAUGGCACCGGCUUCUGUGGCUUUGAUGCUGCUUGUCGGUGCACUAGUCGGGGGACUGUGA
This is a messenger RNA of Cladophialophora carrionii CBS 160.54, 759 nucleotides long. RefSeq lists its product as uncharacterized. Gene Ontology annotation, molecular function: metal ion binding. The record is from RefSeq and is a predicted model, not a curated record. Bases 1 to 759 code for a protein of 252 amino acids. Gene Ontology annotation, biological process: superoxide metabolic process. Lineage: Eukaryota; Fungi; Ascomycota; Eurotiomycetes; Chaetothyriales; Herpotrichiellaceae. The transcript is spliced from 2 exons.